Molecule: messenger RNA, 4144 nt
Organism: Corythoichthys intestinalis (scribbled pipefish)
Lineage: Eukaryota; Metazoa; Chordata; Actinopteri; Syngnathiformes; Syngnathidae
Gene: chadla
Product: chondroadherin-like a
Exons: 10
Coding region: 1441-3786 (781 amino acids)
Biological process (GO): toll-like receptor signaling pathway; immune response
Cellular component (GO): membrane; extracellular matrix
Molecular function (GO): protein binding; transmembrane signaling receptor activity
Source: RefSeq, a predicted model, not a curated record
CAGGGGUCACAAGAAAAAGAAUUUACCAAAGACCCGCUUACCCAUUGGACUCCAGACUGGUGAACAUGCUGGAAGUGGAAUUUUGAAAGGUUACCAGGAGCUUAAUUUAUACAUAUAUUUUUUUCUGGUCUUUUUUAUUAUUGUUAUUGUUCUUUUUUUCCCAUUUUAUGUAAAAGAAGCAAAAGUGGACGUGACGGUAAGGUUUUAAGAUUUGCUCACCGUAUUCUAAAAAUUUGGAAUGGAAAAAAAAAAAUUGGGAUUACAUUUUUAUAUAAUCUUAAAUGUAUAUGGCGGAAAACACUCAGGUGACUUGAAGUUCUGCCCUGAGACCCCCCAAUUUGGCCACAUUUCAAAAUUGCCCUAUAUGCUUGUGUGAUACAUCAUUGAAAAACUUAAAAUCUCAAAUUUCUGGGGGAUGGAAAAUUUUGAACAGGAGGACAUUUAAAAAAAAUUUUUUAAUUAAACCCUACUUCAAGGUAAGAGCAUGAGAGAGCUUAAUUAAAGACGCCAUGAUUUUAACUAGAUAUUAUUGCAUACUUACGUACCUUGUUUCGAUCCAAAAACUCCUUGUAGCAUGUCUCACAUAGCGUCAAGACAAAGCUGUGAAUGGCCAAAACCGGACUUUUUGGGGAUUUUAUGGGUGACACACGGUAAUAUAACAAGGGUCGCAAUGCAGAAAUCAAGGAAUGGUCGAGAUUUACUUUUUCAAAUAUUUACCCUUUUCAAAAAAUUUUUAAAAAAUUUUUCUUUGUUUGAAACAAUUAUCAUCUAAAAUAUAGGGGAAAAUGCGACCGUAACAAAAAAAAAAAAAAAAAUACAAGUAAGCGAUAGUUAUGAGGUAGAUAUCCGUGACCUAUUUAGAGACUGUUUUUUCAUUGCGGCGUAAUUUGUUUAAAAGUUUAAAAUAUGUGAGUGAAUAAUUUUAUAAAGUAGUUUUUUAAACUAAAUAUUAGACAUCAAUUAAAGAUUCGAAGCUAAACAUGAUAGACAUUUCGAAUAAUAAAUAUGAUUACUUACCUUCAUUUUAUGGCUGGGUUGAAACAAAAGUGGUUGCGCGGUGCCUGUAAACGGGGGGUUUCCAGGGUAAAACUGGGCUUCAACUGGCCAUGAAACUGCUAUGGCAUCAUAUAGACAUACUGUUCGAUCAAACACAACAGUUCUUUUGGCCUAAAAUACAGUUUAUUUUGAAGAGGGGUGCAAGAGCAGAAACUGCUUUUUCAGCCUUGUCUUUUCCGCCAUAUAUAUUUCAAGGCAGUGAAACAAGUAUUGAACUUUUCUUUCUAAAUCAUUGCUUCCAUUUUUUUUUUAAAUGUAAGUUAAUUGUAACAGUAACAAAGAUUCAAAUAUGUCAAUAUGGGUGUUUUGAUGUGAAUCUUAAUUGUAGCGCUGUAAAUUGAUGGAAUCUAUAACCAGUCUGACUUGAACACCUUCCUGGCACAGAUGCUUGUUCUCCCUGCUGCCAUUUUUCUGGGGAUACUUGCACUCCAUUCAAAUGUGGAAGCUGGCAAAUGUCCUCGAAUGUGCAUUUGUGACAGCACCAAGCUCACAGUAGCCUGUGUUGGUAAGAACUUCACUGAGGUUCCCUCGAGUAUUGACGAGAUCACAGUGAAAUUGGACCUGAGGAAUAACAACCUGCAGAUAUUGCAAAGAGGAGGAUUUGUGCACACCCCUUACCUCACCCACCUCAACCUACAGCGAUGCAACAUCGUCAAAGUGAAGGAAGGGGCUUUCCGCAUGCUGGGCCGAGUGGUCUCCCUAAACCUGGCUUACAACAAAAUUGACAUCCUAUACCAGGAGUCUUUUGAUGGUCUCUCGUCUUUGAAGGAGCUUCUUUUGGACCACAACAAUGUUGAGGAGAUCCAACCUGGAGCCUUCUUACAACUUGGCUCACUAAACAUGCUAACGCUCAUCCACAACCAGUUGGUGUACAUACCCAACAUGGCGUUUCAGGGCCUGCAAAACAUCAAAUGGCUACGUCUCAGCUAUAACUCCAUCAACAACUUGGCUCCCGAGGCCUUUGCGAGCUUAUUCACCCUCACCCGACUCAGUUUGGACCACAACGAACUACAGUUCUUUCCCACUCAGGCCAUGACCAGACUCAAGGAGGUCACGCGCUUGGACAUGAGCCACAACCGCAUGAUCUACCUUGGGGAAGAGUCUGUCUCCAUGGCAAAGCUCACACACUUGUACCUCAGCCACAUGUCCCUCCAGGACCUGUCGGACCAGGCCUUGUCCCAAGCUCCUGUGCUCACCCACCUGGACCUCAGUCACAACCAACUGCGUUACCUGGAACCUCUUAGGGGCCCCAAGAACCUUGCCAGCCUCAACCUCACUGCCAAUCCCAUCUACUGUAGCUGCUACAUGAGGCCCCUCAGGAACUGGGCCAGCAUCGGAGGUGUCAAACUUCUGGGAACCUGCGCGGGACCCGCUCACCUGUCUGAUGAGCCGUUGCGAGCCGUGGCGGCCGCUGACAUGCGUUGCCGCAGCAGGGGUGACCCGCUGAAAGACGAAUUUGAGGAGGAAGUGAUUUCAGUUACCAGCCCGCCAACAGAAAAACCCAAAUCCAAACCCAAACAGAAUGUCAAAUGUCCAGUUAACUGCGACUGUCACAUCGGUUCACAACAUGCCACAUGCGAGAGUCGAGGACACACCAAAGUUCCAAGAGGCUUCCCUAUCAAAACUCAAUUACUAGACCUUCGAGGCAACCACUUCCACAACCUUCCCGCCAACAGUUUUCCGGCCACUUCUGAAGUCAUUUCUCUACACCUGGAAUUUUGCAAAAUUCGCGAAAUCGAAGGUGGCGCCUUCCGGGGAAUGAAAAAGCUGUUUUAUUUGUAUCUGUCCGAAAAUGACCUCACAUCUUUGGUGCCUGAAACUUUCACCGGAACCCCUGAGCUCAGUUACCUUUACCUUGAGGGAAAUCGUUUGGCACAGUUUCCUGGUUCAGCUUUGCGACUUUUACCAAAUCUGUUUGCAUUACACCUGGAACGUAAUGAUAUCUCAAAACUGGAUUCCUCGGGUUUGCUGUCCUCAGUAACCCCGAAACUUAGAGAGCUUUACUUGACCAAUAACACAAUACGCACAAUUUCUAAGGGCGCUUUGGACUCUGCCUUUCUCGGUAAACUUCACCUGGACCGAAACAAGCUGACAAAUGUUCCGACCGCAGCCAUAUCCAACGCCCUCAAUCUGGAGGAGCUCAACCUGUCCCAUAACCGGAUUCUCUCAGUUGGACCGAACGCAUUUCGUCCUAUUUCCGAAAGUCUGAAGUGGCUCUACAUGGAUCAAAUGAGGACUGAAAAGAUGUCUAGGGACGCUCUUGCCGGGCUUGGCCCAGGAUUAAAGGCUCUCAGCGUGAGAGGAAACCAACUGAAGGAACUUCCUGAUUUGGGCUCCCUCACAGGCCUGGAGGUGGUUGACCUUCAAGACAACCCUCUACUUUGUGACUGUACUUUGCUGCCAUUGCACAGGUGGCUGGAGAGUGUGAGUUUGGAAGUGGGCGCUACCUGUGGCCACCCGCCCGAGCUAAGAGGUCGGCAAGUCCGGGAUUUGGAGUUAUUCAAGUCUUGUCCAGAAAACAGCUCUAAAUCCGAUAGAAAGCGUGUUGUUGGUGUGACUCCCUCUCGUGUACAAGCCAAGAAACCCAACGUCAAACUUGUGAAGGCUUCUGGAGUCAAGACUAAACCGGGAAGGAACAACAUAAAACGACCCAAGCCAACAAAGAAAGAGCAUCAAAGGAAACCUGUAGUUGGAACAGUGAACAAAAAGAAGAAACUGAUAAAAACGUGAUUUCAUAAUCAACAUUCUUCUCCACAAUGCGCAUGUUACAUUCACACCAUUUUCAAAUGAUUGAUAAAUGUACAAAAUGCUAACUGUGUGUGUUGGACUGCUUGAUUUGUUUCUGGAGUAAAUAAAAGCAAAACCCAGGGGUGUCGAACUUUUGUUGUCGGCCACAUAGGUUCCCUCAAAACUUUUAACUCCUUAUCAUAUUACAUGUAAAUAAAAAAAAAUAUUGAAUAAUUAAUUUUGAAAAAAAAAAAAAAAAAAGUUUAAAUUUCAAUAUCCUUAACAUUUUCUAAAUUAAAGACCAUUUGCCAUUGGAGUACAAGCUCUUGUUCAUCAGCGGCGGACUGGUAAUCUGUAGCUU